UAUAACUGUAGACAACUUGGUGAUCGAUUUGAUGUGUCAAAAAGCAAUGCACAUGGUAUUGUCAGAAAAUUUAUUUCCAUUAUGGAAGUCCAUAAACAUAAGUUUAUAAAAUGGCCUCGGGGAAAUGCUAUACAUCAAACUCUUCAAGAUUUUAAACAUCUUAGACCAAAGGCUUUCCCUGGUGCUUUUAUGGCCUUGGAUGGAUGUCAUAUUAAAGUUCCUGCUCCCUGGAGUAAACGUACACGAAUGAGGCAUGUUGAUCAACGUUGCUAUAUCAACCGCAAACAUGUAGCUUCUGUAGUUUUACAGGGAAUAUGUGAUAGCAAUCAAAAAUUUACCAAUAUUUUUGCGGGCUGGCCUGGUGCAUCACAUGAUGCCAGGAUUUUUAGAAAAAGUAACAUAGGUGUUGCUCUAAAUGGUCCACUGCAGAAUUUAGUUCCAGAAAAUUGUUACAUUUUAGCAGAUUCUGCAUAUCCACUAUCAAAUAAUGUAAUGGUUCCAUAUCGUGACAAUGGUGCACUAACACCUGAAAAGCAUAAUUUUAAUCGAAUCCUCAGUUCAUCUAGAGUAGUGAUUGAAUUAACAUUUGGAAAGUUGUUGGGACGAUUCAGGCGGUUUAAGUAUGUAUAA
Acyrthosiphon pisum (pea aphid) is the source of this 630-nucleotide messenger RNA. RefSeq names its product putative nuclease HARBI1. NCBI's taxonomy places the organism in Eukaryota, Metazoa, Arthropoda, Insecta, Hemiptera, Aphididae. The transcript is spliced from 2 exons. Bases 82 to 630 code for a protein of 182 amino acids. The record is from RefSeq and is a predicted model, not a curated record.